This is a messenger RNA of Notechis scutatus (mainland tiger snake), 978 nucleotides long. It is a transcript of the gene CRABP2, whose product is annotated as cellular retinoic acid binding protein 2. Lineage: Eukaryota; Metazoa; Chordata; Lepidosauria; Squamata; Elapidae. Gene Ontology annotation, molecular function: lipid binding. The record is from RefSeq and is a predicted model, not a curated record.
GCGGAGCCACCAGCGGCGGCGAAGAAGCUUUGCUCGCGCUCCUCUCCCGCCGGACCAGGGACCAGCCCGGCCGUCCCCCCGCCGCCCCCGUCAUGGCCAACUUCACCGGCAGCUGGAAGAUGCGCAGCUCGGAGAACUUCGAGGAGCUGCUGAAGGCGCUGGGGGUCAACGUGAUGCUCCGGAAGAUCGCAGUGGCCGCGGCCUCCAAACCAGCGGUGGAGAUCAAGCAGCAGGGACCCUCCUUCUACAUCAAGACCUCCACCACUGUGCGCACCACGGAGAUCCGCUUUGAGGUUGGGGAGGAGUUUGAGGAGCAGACGGUGGAUGGGAGGCCUUGCAAGAGUUUGGCCAAGUGGGAAAACGACAACAAGAUCGUGUGUGAGCAGAAGCUGCUGAAAGGAGAAGGGCCCCAAACUGGCUGGUCCCGGGAACUGACCAACGACGGGGAGCUCAUCCUGACCAUGAAGGCCGACCACGUCGUGUGCACGAGGAUCUACGUCCGCGAGUGAGGGGCCUCCACCCGGCGCCAGGCACAAGUGGGGGAGCUGCACCCCUGCCCUGCAGCACAAUGCCAACCUCCCCCACCGCCUGGUGCGCAGAGGCUCUGUCGGCCACGGGACUAAACAGAGCGGCCCUUCCACCCUGGCUGAAGGGAGGGGGGCUGAAGCAACCAGAGACCCUCUCCCUGACCCCCUCCCCCCUUUGGGGGAGGCAUACAGAAGCCUGCCUCGUUUGGGGGAUUAAUGGCAGAAUCUGGGGUCAGGCUUGGGGGGUCAGGACGGGUCCCCUAUGGAGGCUCUGCCCUCCUCUCCCAUUUGGAGCGGGGGGCUUCCCUGCUGCCCCUUCCUUUGUUCCUGGCCGGCGUGGGCUGCUUUCCUGCAGGGACCCACCGAAGGGCUGCUCCUCCCGCCCCUCACCUCCUUUCCUUUCCUUCUAGCCCAAAGCCUGUGACCUUCCCCAGCCUCCAUUAAAAUCUUU